AGAGCUGUGACGUAUUUGUACUUCCUUUUCACUGUAGAAUGAGUUGUUGUUCUUAAAAUGGCGCCGUUGGACCUGGACAAGUAUGUUGAAAUUGCAAGACAAUGUAAAUAUCUACCAGAGAACGACCUUAAGAGAUUGUGUGAUUAUGUAUGUGACCUGCUGCUUGAGGAAUCAAAUGUACAACCAGUAUCCAGUCCAGUCACUGUUUGUGGUGACAUCCAUGGACAGUUUUAUGACUUGUGUGAACUUUUCAGAACUGGAGGACAAGUGCCAGAAACAAACUACAUUUUCAUGGGUGACUUUGUGGACAGAGGAUAUUACAGUUUAGAAACUUUCACGUACUUGCUAGCACUUAAGGCGAAGUGGCCAGAUCGCAUCACACUGUUGCGUGGGAAUCAUGAAAGUAGGCAGAUUACACAAGUGUACGGCUUUUAUGAUGAGUGCCAAACUAAGUAUGGAAAUGCCAAUGCCUGGCGAUACUGCACAAAAGUGUUUGACAUGCUGACUGUUGCUGCUUUGAUAGAUGAGCAGAUCCUUUGCGUGCAUGGUGGCCUUUCACCUGACAUCAAAACUCUGGACCAGAUUCGCACCAUUGAACGGAACCAGGAAAUCCCCCACAAAGGGGCAUUUUGUGACCUGGUUUGGUCUGAUCCAGAGGAUGUUGACACAUGGGCUAUAAGCCCAAGGGGUGCCGGCUGGCUCUUUGGUGCCAAGGUCACAAAUGAGUUUGUCCAUAUUAAUAACCUGAAACUGAUUUGCCGUGCACAUCAGCUGGUUCACGAGGGCUACAAGUUUAUGUUUGACGAGAAGCUUGUGACAGUGUGGUCAGCCCCUAACUACUGCUACCGCUGUGGCAACAUUGCCUCAAUUAUGGUGUUCAAAGAUGUGAAUACACGGGAGCCCAAACUAUUUCGUGCUGUGCCUGAUGCAGAGCGAGUCAUUCCACCCAGGACCACAACGCCCUACUUCCUCUGAGAUGCCCACUGUGUCCUCUUUCUCGGUUUGGUCAACCGCUCGCUCUCUCUUUUUUUUUUUUUUUUUUUUACACAAUACAAAAUAUGCAUACCCUCUCCUUCCCCUGACUUUAGAUAAUAAAGAACCCUGAGAAGGUUUCUAGCCCUUUUCAUGAGCUUUUCAUGCAAGCUUGCUGGACAGAGAUCAGUGAUUUUACUGGUGCUUUUUUUUUUGUUAUUUAAUGAUACAUGAAAUUAAUCCUAUGUUUUAAACAAUGUAAACCACUUAAUCAGACCAAGAGUGUAGGCUUUAGAAUAUUUCCUGUACUCAAAUAAUUUACCCUGGCUCUGUUGUGUUGAAGAUGUGAGGUUGUUCCAGGUGAUUAAACAGAAGAGUCUGUGAUUAUUUUGUACAUUAAAAAAUUGUAUUGAGAAAUUAAUUUUUCUUUCAGAUUUGUUGUAUUUUAUUAUUGUAGAGAUGGUGACCCACAUACCAAUAAAAUAUUGAAAAAAUAAACCCCUUUAUUAAUUUAAA
Messenger RNA from Tachysurus vachellii, 1488 nucleotides. It is a transcript of the gene ppp6c, whose product is annotated as protein phosphatase 6, catalytic subunit. NCBI's taxonomy places the organism in Eukaryota, Metazoa, Chordata, Actinopteri, Siluriformes, Bagridae. The transcript is spliced from 7 exons. The record is from RefSeq and is a predicted model, not a curated record. Gene Ontology annotation, biological process: peptidyl-serine dephosphorylation; G1/S transition of mitotic cell cycle. The coding region runs from base 58 to 975 and encodes 305 amino acids. Gene Ontology annotation, cellular component: cytoplasm. Gene Ontology annotation, molecular function: protein serine/threonine phosphatase activity.